GAGGCUGCAGGUCCGGGCGGGGCCGCGCCGCGGAACCCUCAGCCUAGCGCCCCCGCCCGCGCCGCCGCCGCGCCCUGCAGGACGCGCAGCCGAGCCGGGCCGUGGGACACUCGGCCGAGCGCGGGGCAUGAAGUUGGGCGCGCGCGGGCCUCCGAGCGAGGGCGCGGCGGAGCCGGGAGCCGCUCGCGUCUAGAGCUGCUCGGUGCGCCAUGGUGCUCGGGGGCCCCGGGACGCCGCCCCCACUGCUGCGUGGGCUGCUGCUGCUCUUGGGGACCAGCCUUCUGCCGGUGAGCAGCCAUGUGGAGACCCAGGCCCACGCAGAGGAGCGGCUCCUGAAGACCCUCUUCUCCGGCUACAACAAGUGGUCCCGGCCCGUAGCCAACAUCUCAGAUGUGGUUCUUGUCCGCUUCGGCCUAUCCAUCGCCCAGCUCAUUGACGUGGAUGAGAAGAACCAGAUGAUGACCACAAACGUGUGGGUGAAGCAGGAGUGGCACGACUACAAGCUACGCUGGGACCCCAGGGACUACGAGAACGUCACCUCCAUCCGCAUUCCCUCUGAGCUCAUCUGGCGACCGGACAUCGUUCUCUAUAACAAUGCAGACGGGGACUUUGCAGUCACCCACCUGACCAAGGCCCACCUGUUCCAUGAUGGGCGGGUGCAGUGGACACCCCCCGCCAUCUACAAGAGCUCCUGCAGCAUCGACGUCACCUUCUUCCCCUUCGACCAGCAGAACUGCACCAUGAAGUUUGGAUCCUGGACCUACGACAAGGCCAAGAUCGACCUGGUGAGCAUGCACAGCCGUGUGGAUCAGCUGGACUUCUGGGAGAGUGGGGAGUGGGUCAUCGUGGACGCCGUGGGCACCUACAACACGCGGAAAUACGAGUGCUGCGCCGAGAUCUACCCCGACAUCACGUACGCCUUCAUCAUCCGGCGCCUGCCGCUCUUCUACACCAUCAACCUCAUCAUUCCCUGCCUGCUCAUCUCCUGCCUCACGGUCCUCGUCUUCUACCUGCCAUCCGACUGCGGAGAGAAGAUCACGCUGUGCAUCUCCGUGCUGCUGUCACUCACCGUCUUCCUGCUGCUCAUCACCGAGAUCAUCCCGUCCACCUCGCUGGUCAUCCCGCUCAUCGGCGAGUACCUGCUCUUCACCAUGAUCUUCGUCACGCUGUCCAUCAUCAUCACCGUCUUCGUGCUCAACGUGCACCACCGCUCGCCGCGCACACACACCAUGCCCGCCUGGGUGCGCAGGGUUUUCCUGGACAUCGUGCCCCGCCUGCUCUUCAUGCAGCGGCCGUCUGUGGUCAAGGACAACUGCCGACGGCUCAUCGAGUCCAUGCACAAGAUGGCCAGCACCCCACGCUUCUGGCCCGAGCCCGAGGAGGAGCCCAACAUCCUGAGCAGCUCUCGAAGUCCAGGCCCAUCUCCUACCCUGUCAGUUGGUGUCCCUGCGGAGACACCGGAAGAAUCCCAGCCUCCUGGCACGUCGCCCUCCAGUCAGGCCCCUGUGCUGCAGCCCUCAGGGGCCAAGAAGGGAAGCCCCUGCCCCUUGCCUAGCUCCUGUCCCCCACCCAGCAGCACUGGGGCCUUGGGGCUCACCAAAGCCAGGUCCCUGAGCGCUCAGCACAUGUCCAGUCCCCAUAAAGCAGCAGAGAGCGGCAUCCGGUGCCGGUCUCGAAGCAUCCAGUACUGUGGUCCCCGGGAUGGCGCUGCCUCCCAGGCUGACAGCCCAACGGCUGUCUCCCCGACCUCUCCAAAGGCACACUCAGCCGAGCUGCCACCAGAGCAGCCCUCUCCGUGCAAGUGCACAUGCAAGAAGGAGCCGCCUGUGGUGUCCCCGAUCACUGUGCUCAAGGCCCACAGCACCAAAGUGCCACCCCGGCACCUACCCCUGUCACCAGCCCUGACUCGUGCAGUGGAGGGUGUCCAGUACAUCGCCGAUCACCUGAAGGCAGAAGACUCAGAUUUCUCGGUCAAGGAGGACUGGAAGUACGUGGCCAUGGUCAUCGACCGCAUCUUCCUCUGGAUGUUCAUCAUGGUCUGCCUGCUGGGCACCGUGGGCCUGUUCCUGCCACCCUGGCUGGCUGGCAUGAUCUAGGGCUGGAGCUGGUGUGGCCCACGCACCUCCAGGACGCAGCGUGGCUGGGCCUGCUUGUUCCUGAGCCCCCAGUUCUAUGGGCCACACCACUUGCUGUUUGUCCCCAUCUUCCGUACAUGCUGUGAGACAACCUUGGAAAGAGACACUGCCUCCCAAGGGAGCUGGAUUUCGGGGCUGGUUCUGGUCACGCAGUGGCCAGGGAGGGGUUGCAGUGACCCUUCUGUCCACAGGGUAGUCCUGUGUCCUGGCUAAGCCCAUUAAAGUUUCUCCAGAGCA
Molecule: messenger RNA, 2372 nt
Organism: Cavia porcellus (domestic guinea pig)
Lineage: Eukaryota; Metazoa; Chordata; Mammalia; Rodentia; Caviidae
Gene: Chrna4
Product: cholinergic receptor nicotinic alpha 4 subunit
Exons: 6
Coding region: 210-2096 (628 amino acids)
Biological process (GO): regulation of membrane potential; signal transduction; synaptic transmission, cholinergic
Cellular component (GO): synapse; plasma membrane; postsynaptic membrane
Molecular function (GO): acetylcholine-gated monoatomic cation-selective channel activity; acetylcholine receptor activity
Source: RefSeq, a predicted model, not a curated record